GCUGACCCCCCCUCUCGGCUCAUUUCUGCUGACUGCCAGCCCGGGCGCAGUUUCACUUCAGUUAGCUAUUUUUUAAAAAAAUGAACCGAAAUUGAACAGGGGGGAGAGGCAGCUGCCCCAGAGCCCUGCUGUUGCUCAGCGCGAUGUGUCUCCGAGUCCGACCCGCGGUCCGGCCAGGCACAGGGGGUGACCCCUCCGCCUCCCAGGGGCUCCAAACAGCAGUGGCCCUGUCCGGCUCCUUCUGCCUGCCGAGCCAAUCCCAGAAUCCCAGCCAGCCGACGUCGGAGCUGUGGCCGGCGGCGCGUUACGCCCCGCGCCGCUGCUGACGAAGAGCCUGACGGCACGUUCUCCCCUCUCCCGCCCCGGAGCGCAGGCCGGCCCCCCGCUGGGCUGGCGGGACCUUCGGCACGGCCUCCUGUCCAGUUGACCAGCUUCACUGAGCGCUUACGAUCCGACGCUGAAAGAGAACUAGGGGAGCCCAAACCUGAGACGGCUGUGAGUCUGGAGCUGCUGGGUAGCUGCCUGAGGGCGAUUUUUACCAACAACUGGUUUAAUUUUAUUAAGGCUGGAGGGUGGAGGUCAAACAGGGAGACCCCAGCGACGCGCGAUGGGCUAGCUGCAGGGCCCCCCGUCCUGCUCCGGGCUCCGGGCGGGGACACCCCAGUGCGAGACUGGGCCUUUCCUUCUUCAGGAGGCACGCGGUGGGAGCAGGGCGUCUGUGGAGAGAGAGGAGGAGCAGACGACGCAGUCCAGACCGCUCCUGCCUGCCGGGGGGGCUGCGCGGGGGGGGCUGCGUCAUGGUCUGGGCAGGGGGGUAUAAAUGUGUCGGAGUUGGGCUGGGCAGGAGAGGAGAGCCCAGCAGGGAGACGCAGAGACCGGACACACAGACUGCUUGAGAGAGACGCUGCUGUCAGCCGGGAGAGCCGAGUUCCAGUGCGCCGUGUGCAGCCCUGUGGGUGCAGGGGCAGCCAUGCUGGGCCUGCGGAUCUUGCCCCCUCUCUUGAUGUGCCUGCUCUGGCCGCGGGCUGUGGGGGGCGUGGUCUCCGAGCCCCGAGCCGGCUCCUGUCCAGAUGUCCGUCUGAUUGGCCUGGGGGAGUCUGACCGCUUGGCCGUCCUGCAGGGCUGUCCUGGGGCCCCAGGGAGUCCAGGGGGGAAGGGAGAGCAGGGGUCCCCAGGGGUCAAAGGCAGCAAAGGAGACGAAGGGAGAGUGGGCAAGCCGGGUCCUCAGGGGCCUGCCGGGCCGAAGGGAGAGAAAGGCGAGAGAGGAGAAACACCCGGAGAAUCAUUCUACUGCGAAACAGGGGCAAAGAACUGUGUCCAGCUGAGGGACAGUGGCCACAGCCUGACGGGCUGGUACACCGUCUACACCCCUGCCUGCCAGCGGGUCACGGUGCUGUGCGACAUGGACACCGAUCAGGGCGGCUGGCUGGUCUUCCAGAAGAGGGUGGACGGCUCAGUCAACUUCUUCCGCAACUGGAAGUCGUAUCGGGACGGGUUUGGGAGUCAGCUAUCCGAAUUCUGGCUGGGAAAUGAAAACAUCCACCAGCUGACCAGGACAGGUCUCUCUCCCCGACAGUCCCUCUCUGUCUCCUGUCUUCCUCCGUCUCUCCUCGUGUGGCGGUGUUUCACUUCCAUCCUCUCCACUCUCCUCUGUCCCUGGCCAGGCGCCCACGAGCUGCGGGUGGACCUGGAGGACUUCGAGGGGGGCGCAGCUCAUGCCCAGUAUAGCUCCUUCCAGCUCCAAGACGAGUCGCAGAACUACAGGCUGCUUCUGGGGGCGUUCGCUGGCGGGGAGGCAGGUGACUCUCUCUCUGUCCAUGGCAACCACUCCUUCACCACGUUCGAUCGGGACAACGACGCGUCGGACAGCAACUGUGCCAACUCCUACCGAGGAGCAUGGUGGUACGGCAGCUGCCACUCCUCCAACCUCAAUGGCCUCUACCUGAAGGGGGCGCACCUGAGCAAGGAGAGCCAUGCCACCGGGAUCAACUGGAAAACCGGGAAGGGAUACCGCUACUCGUACCGCACCAGCGCCAUGAAGAUCCGGCCUGCCUGAGCGCCGGAGCAGCUCCGUGGAUCACGCCCCCAGCACACGCUACUGCAGGAGAGUCACCUGCGCGCACUGUACAUUCAACACACUCUCAAGUACUGUACCAGCUCCAGUAUGUAAUGAGCACAUUAUGGAUUUGAAUAAUUAAACAGAAAAUCAUUGAUAAA
Molecule: messenger RNA, 2217 nt
Organism: Lepisosteus oculatus (spotted gar)
Lineage: Eukaryota; Metazoa; Chordata; Actinopteri; Semionotiformes; Lepisosteidae
Product: ficolin-1-like
Biological process (GO): complement activation, lectin pathway
Molecular function (GO): carbohydrate derivative binding; signaling receptor binding; antigen binding
Source: RefSeq, a predicted model, not a curated record